AUGUGUUUAUUUGAUUCCGAUCUGGGUAAAAAUAAAGCUUCAUCUACUGGAGACGAAGAACAAGCAUUGGAAUCUAUUGAGUCGAUUGCAUCCCACAUAAACGAGAUCACUAUUUCUAGAAAGCCAUGUGUUUCUACUACUACUCCCUCAAAUUCAUUGGAAUCACCAUGUUUUCUUCAUCAGACUCAGACUGAUGAAGAAACUGAUGAAAUCGUGUUGACUUUUGAGAGUCAACUGUUACAGGAGUCAAAUGGUAGAAAUAUUGAGAAACAACAAGCAUCCAAGGAAGAUUUUCCAAGUCCACCUCCAUUUUCAGCUGACUCGAUUAACUUUUUAGCUAAGUCGACUGUGGAGAAGAAGACUCCUGUUGUAGAUUUGAAAGCAAUUAAUAAACAGGAGACCUCAAACCCAUCUAGGAAUGUUAGUGUCAAAACUAGUUCUCAUAUUACUCUAUCAGAUUGUAAGGAAAAUGCCAGUAGGAUCUAUGCAACCCUCAAAGAGCUCAUCCUUGGUAUGAUGGAGAAAGAAUGGAAUGUAUCAUUCCAUUGGAAUGGAAGAUUCCUGAAUGAAUGUAAUUCCUUCUAUUUUCUGGAAUUUAUGAAGAGGAAUAAUUUUGUUAGCCCUAAAGUUACUUAUGAAACAGCAACUGCUUUGCAUGUACAGUUAGAUGAAUUUUAA
Messenger RNA from Lactuca saligna, 678 nucleotides. The record is from the annotation of a GenBank genome assembly. NCBI's taxonomy places the organism in Eukaryota, Viridiplantae, Streptophyta, Magnoliopsida, Asterales, Asteraceae.